GUCUGGGGCCGGAGCGUCUGCCGCCAGUUGGCCCAUAGAGCAGUCGGAGGCUGCGGUGGAGAGGGGUCGCUACAGGAUAGCGUGGUAAAGAGCUGAGAGUGCUGUGUUUGGUGUUCAGGCGUCACGUCACGUCACGCUAUCGGCCGGACGUCCCCCUGUCCUCAGUGCCCAUCGGACCCGUCCAGUGACCGGUCACCGACAGACAGUCAGACAGUGUGCUGCCGGCGCCGCCCGGGUCGGGUCACCGCUGAACGGGUCAGCGAGUCAGAGUGGCGGGUCAGAGACCGGUCGAUACUGACGGAAGGGGCACGGACGCACCAUGACUGCUGAGCUGCAAGAAUAUACGAAGAGAAAAUGGUCGGAGAGAUACAAAUCCUCCUUGAAGCAGUUAAAGCCCAUCCGAUCAAAGUCCAAGGAGCCAAAGCACCUGAUGCCAGGCCCUGGCCGGGGUUUUCUCUCCCUCUACACUCUCUCAUGGAUGACAGGACUGAUGUGGAAAGCAUGUCGGGGUCAACUGAAGCCCGACGACAUCUGGACGCUUCGGACGGAAGACUCGUGCCAGACCAACUACACCCGUUUGGAGCGGCACUGGCGCCAAGAGGUGGCCAACAAGGGACCUCGGUAUGCCUCGCUCACCAGGACACUGAUUCGCACCUUCCGCACGCGCAUCGUCACCACCACUGUGCUGCUGCUCGUCUCCAACUUCCUGGCACUGCUCGGACCGUCGAUCCUGCUUCGUCAGGUGAUGCUGUACCUCAACUCGGGCUCUGAGCCCGUCGAAAAAGCCAUCCUUCUUGUGGUCGCCAUGGCCGUGGCUCGCAUAUUCUCCGUCUACUUCAUGUCAGCUGCUUUCGGAGUUACCUGCGUCUUCACUGGUGCUCGUGCGUCCGGGGCUCUCCAGCUGAUGGUGUACCACAAGGUACUGCGGCUGGGCUCAGCCUCUGAACAGAUCCUAGGCAAAGUCGUCAACAUCUGCACCAAUGAUAUGGAGCGCGUCAUUGAGGGAUUUCGCAUCUUCGCCUUCGUCAUCUCUGCCUUCUUCAUGACCGGAUAUGGUUUUGUGGUGAAUCUGCUGUAUGUUGGGCCAUGGUCUCUGCUGGGAUUUAGCAUGGUCAUUGGAUCGUUUUUCAUUCUGGGCAGUAUCGGCGGCGCCAACAGCGUUCUGCGCAUGGAAGUGGUGAAGGUGACGGACAAACGUGUGACCUUCAUGUCAGAGAUCCUGGCCGCCAUACGACUCAUCAAGACUUACGCCUGGGAGGACAGGUUCAAAGCGCAGAUCGACAAGAUUCGAAAUGAGGAGAUGAGGAUAAUCCGAAAGACCACUUUUCUGCAGUCCAUCUCUAACGUGCUGGUUCCCAUCAUACCGGUACUGGCCACCGCGACAUCGGUCAUCGGAUACAUUCUAAGCGGUAACGAGCUCAAUGCUGCCGAAGCCUUCACCAUGUUCUCCGUCUUUAACGGCCUACAGAUGGCCAUCGGCACCUUGCCCUACGGCAUCCGCAUGCUGACGGAGACCCACGUGGUGCUCCGGCGGAUUCAGCGUAUGUUGCUGAUGAAGGACGUCGACAUGGUCACGGCGCACUGCGACUCUGGCAGUGCCAUCGAGAUUGAGAAAGCCACCCUGGCCUGGGAGAAGCCAGUGCUGGAAAAGGAGAAAAGCGAUAAGCCUAAACGUGAACAGUCGUCCAAGUCACUCUCGCGGGACAUGUCGGCGCCACAACUGCCUUCCAUCCCGGUGACGAACCGUCUGCGAUCUCUGAGCUCCCGACGUCACGCCCGGGACGCGGACAAAGCGCUGGACGCCGAGGCAGCCACCGUCAUCAACGUGGUGCUGACCGAUGUGCAGCUGACGGUGCCGCGCGGCCGCCUGCUCGGCGUGGCCGGCGCCGUCGGCAGCGGCAAGUCGUCCCUCGUCGCCGCCAUCACCGGACAGCUGCAAGUGCUGUGCGGCUCGGUGCGUCGUGCCGGUUCCCUGGCCGUGGUACCGCAGCGAGCCUGGAUCUUCAACGGUACCGUGCGAGAGAACAUCGUGUUCGGCCGGCCGUUCGUGGCCGAUCGGUACUGGCGCACGGUGACUGUGUGUGCCCUGCAGUCCGACCUCGACCUCAUGGAGAACGGCGACCUCUCCGAGAUCGGCGAGCGAGGCGUCAACCUCAGUGGUGGCCAGAAGCAGCGCGUGAACCUGGCGCGCGCCGUGUACUCCGAUGCCGACAUCUACCUUCUGGACGACCCGCUAAGUGCUGUCGAUACCAAGGUCGGACAGCACAUCUUCCAGCAGUGCGUCUGCGGCGAGCUCAAGGACAAGACCGUGGUGCUCGUCUCGCACGGUGUUCAGUAUCUGUCGCACUGCGAUGAGGUGGUGUACAUGCGAGACUGCAAGCUGGCCGAGCGCGGCACCCACGAUCAGCUGAUGGAGCUGCAGGGCGGCUACUACCAGCUGGUCAGCUGCGACGCCGCCAGCCAGCAGCAGGAGCACCAGAAGAAACCAGAGACGGACAAGAAGGCGCAAGAAGUUGCAGCCCCUGAAGACACUGGUGGUACUGGUGGCAAGUUUACUUCCGAGGAGACCUUCAUAUCGACUGCUGGAAUCUUCAAGAACUUCUUCAUGUUCUACAAGCUGUGCGGUCUGUGCGGGAUGGUGCUGCUCUCGCUCCUGCUGCUCAUGUACGGCUCGUGUCGAACUGGUAGCGCCGUCUACCUGCAGUACUGGAUCGACGCCGGAGACGGACUAAUGGAGGAGCGAAUCAAGAACAUGACGCUGUACAACGUCACCUACGACCCGGGCGAGCUGGCUGGGGCCAUCAACGACAGUCCCCAUGUGGACUACUACAUCCUCGGAUACGCGGGAGUCACCCUUCUGCUGAUCCUCAUCGGUCUGAUCCGAACGGUGCUUCACAACGUGUGUGUGGUGCGUGGGGCCAGGCGCCUACACAACAAGAUGAUUGACAGCCUGGUGCGCUGCAAGAUGUCGUUCUUCGACAGCACCCCGUCGGGCCGCAUCAUCAACCGCCUCUCCAAGGACAUGGACACCGUGGACAAUCGUAUCCCCGAGUUUUUCGAGUUCAUCGGUCAGCGGUUUCUGAUCGUGCUAACGCAGUUGAUGGUGCCGAUGAUUGCCUAUCCCUACUUCGCUCUCAUCGUUGGAGUCAUAUUCGUGUUGUACGCCGUCAUGUGGCGCAGUCUGGUGGCCGGAGUCAGAAGUACCAAACAGGUCGAGAACGUGGCCCGCUCCCCUCUGCUGCACCAUCUGAGCUCCACUGUUGGAGGACUGGCUGUCAUCCGCGCCUACGGAAAAGAGAACAUGAUGAUUGAGAGGUUUGUCGGCCUGCUAGACCGACACUCGUCCUCCCUCAUGACGUUCCGCAUGUCCAACUCGUGGUUCACGCUGCGCGCCGAUGAGCUUGGCGUGGCCAUGCUGGCUGUGAUUGGUUCGGUGGUGCUUCUGGUGCCGGGCGCCUCGGCCGCCGAGGCCGGCCUCAUCCUCAGUCUGGUGUACGAUACCAUCCUCAUCAUGCCUUUCCUGGUGAUGAUGUGCUCGGAGCUGGCCGCCUUCCUGUCUGCUGUUGAUCGCUGCACCGAGUACUGUCAGGAUCUUGACUACGAGCCACCAGCCGAGAUGCCCGGUGACGAGAAGCGCGAGGGCCGCUGGCCGUCCCAAGGCGCCAUCCGUCUGGAGGGAGUCAGUCUGCGAUACCGGCCCGACCUACCGCGCGUGCUGCACGACCUGUCGCUGAACGUGCCGGCAGGGGAGAAGGUCGGCAUCGUCGGCAGGACGGGUGCAGGCAAGUCGACCCUGAUCUCGACCCUGCUGCGCCUCAUGGACCUGGAGGAGGGCCGUGUUCUGAUCGACGGGGUGGACAUCUCAGAGGUGGGCCUGCGCCAGCUGCGCUCCAACAUCGCCGUCAUCCCGCAGGACCCGGUGCUCUUCACCGGUACCAUUCGCCAGAACCUGGACCCAUUCGACCAGAGCUCGGACGCCCAGGUGUGGAGCGCCCUGGAGCGCUCCGGGCUGCGCUCCAAGGUCUCCCAGCUGCCUCUGCAGCUGGCCACGCCGCUCACGCCGGACGCGGACACCUUCAGCGUCGGUGAGCGGCAGCUGGUGUGUCUGGCGCGAGCGCUGCUGCGCCACGCGCGGGUGCUGCUGCUGGACGAGGCCACCGCCUCGGUGGACGUGCAGACCGACUUCUUUAUCCAGCGCACCAUCCGCGAGGACUUUCACGACUCGACCGUGAUCACGAUUGCGCAUCGGCUCAACACCGUGCUCGAGUACGGCAUGAUCGUGGUCAUGCAAGACGGCAGAAUCGCCGAGCUGGGUUCUCCUGCCGAGCUGGCCGACCGUGCCGACUCCCAGUUCCGCCAGAUGCUGCGCCAGGCCGGCAUCACGUCUGUCACCAAGUCGCCGGCGCUGCCGCCGCUCGCCCGGCAGGACACAGAGUCGGACCUCAACCAUACGCCGGGCUCCACGCGCGUCAAGUUUGACUUUGGGGACGACGUGACGACACCAAACGGCGACAGCCGCGCCGAGACGCCCGGCAGCUGCGGGGACGACGAGGUGCUGAUCGCUAAGGGCGACAGCGACGGCAAGGGGUAUUAUAACGAGGUCACUCACCUGUAGGCGGGCCACUGGCGGUGUCAGAAGGAGGCAGCGUCAUCAGAGGAUGGCGGGCUGGUCCCUGGCCGUGAGCGGACGAUCCGUUCCACUGGCCAGCGAACGAUCCGAUCCUUCGUCUCGUACUAGUCCUAUCUUGACUGGUGGCUGAUCGUGCACCUUGACGGUUCUGUUCAGAACUGGUGCAAUGAUUCUCUAUAUCCGUGUAGUUACAUCGGAUACCAGGGUACGUAUUUACGUACUAACGGCAGCUACAACUCUGUCAAGGUCCACUUUGGGUCCAUUGUGGACUCACGUUUGGUUCAUUUGGACCACCAUCAUCAACGGACCGCGAGCCUCUCAGGUGUCGGCGAUUUCUGGUAGCCUCUACGUAAUAUAAAAAGGAAGAGCGACUUGUCGGAUGUUCGCAUAACAGCGUCAUAAUCCCAUGUUUAUUUAGUUGUUUGUGCUGUCGUUUCAGUAUUCAGAAGGUUUUUGAACCUUACUAAGUGCAUAAGUUCCUUUUUCCAUUGCCGAUGUAAUCUCGCGAAUGGAACAAUAGCGUAGGUACCGUUAUUUGACGCUCGUUCGUUAUAACACACGGAGAGAUGUUUGGCUGAAUCGUUGAGUUAAUCGAAUACGUAGCAGAUAUAUGGAAAUAUUAAAUCACUUUUUGACAAAGAAUCCACACCUUUAUUUAACCCUAUUAGUGGCGGGGGUUGUUUUUAUCCACCCCUCAGGUUUUUCGGGAAUAUCUCCGAAACCGCUGAAGCUACGAUGCUGAAAUUUUCUGACUUUUCCUAAAACGAAAUUGGGCACAUUCCCUUAAAAUUUCAAGUCCAUAACUUUACCAGGGGCGGCUCCAGAGCACUGGGAAUUGGGGGGUCCUAUUCGUGAAGCGAGUCAUUUGGGCGAAGAUCACGAUGCUGCACCAGUUUUACGAACAGUGAAUGAAAGGUAUCAUGUGAUAACAUAUACAGUUAUUGUGCAUCCUCUUUUGACACGUUUUUGCUAUAAUAGGCGGAUCCAGGCGUCCAAAAAGGGGGGUUAUGUUUUACCUCCCAACAUAGGUGCCCUGACACCGCCUAUGCAUGACCAAUACAAUUGUAGUCGUUCUCUCAUAAGAAAAUUGUAACAUAACAAGACCAUUACCACCCCUUUUAGAAACAGUACUAACAAAAACCUUAUUUACCAUACUUUUUGUGUACCCCCAAUCUCAAUGAUCUGUAUCCGCCUAUGAUUUUUGAAAAUGCAUAUUUUUAGGAUCCAUGUGAAUUCCUGGUUCAUUCUCUAUCGAUCGGCAAACGUUGCGUUAAGAUUGGUUCAGAAACCUGGCCGUGAUAAACAGUCUAAAAUGUAUCUGCAAUUUGCCCGUUUUUACCCCCCUCUACCCCCCCUAUUGACAUUUUUUAAUUUUUUUUUUAGAAAUGUAGAUCACGUUGAGCGAAAUCGAAUGCCGUUUGAAUUUUGAAAAUCGGCCCGUUAGAUCUCGAGAUAUCAAGGGGAGGUCGUAAACAGCCCCCCCCCCCCUGCCACUAAUAGGGGUAGCCAGGAGCCUGCCACUAAUAGGGUUAAUAGGUUUUUUUAAUUCACAGCCAAUGAAUCUUGUAACAUGUAUCUUUAAUAUGUGAAAGGUAGGUAUGUAAAAUGUCAGUAAUAAAACUUAGAAGCUUUUAGAUUUUAGGAAGUUUUAACCUUUUCAUUCCAAUGCUUGCAUCUUCAUCAAGGCCUUCUCUCGAUGCUGUGUCACCUCCCUGUGUUGCUCGAAACAUGUUUCGUCAUCUAAUAUUUUAAUGGUGUUUAAAAACGCCAGUGAGCGUAGGUAUGUCCUCUAUUCCUUCAUUUCCUCAAUCGCCCAUUUUAGCCACACUGUUGUCCCUGUCAGCUGUAUCAGUGGAACUGCAAAGGCUUUGCUGUCGUGCUUGAACGGUGCGUUAUGUCAGUAUUUACUCGUCCUUAAGCGCGUGUCACAUCACGAGUUAACGUGUGAUGACAUGGUAUGAACAGGGACCAAAUCGCUGUGCGAAGUGUGGUAAUAAUCUUGUUGUCGUACAUUCAUAUUAGAUUUAUGUGGCUGCUGAUGCCGAAUAUAUUUCGAGUUGCCA
Molecule: messenger RNA, 6693 nt
Organism: Amphibalanus amphitrite
Lineage: Eukaryota; Metazoa; Arthropoda; Thecostraca; Balanomorpha; Balanidae
Product: multidrug resistance-associated protein 5-like
Exons: 27
Coding region: 320-4615 (1431 amino acids)
Biological process (GO): transmembrane transport
Cellular component (GO): membrane
Molecular function (GO): ATP binding; ABC-type transporter activity; ATP hydrolysis activity
Source: RefSeq, a predicted model, not a curated record